Messenger RNA from Apis mellifera (honey bee), 1401 nucleotides. Its product is annotated as chymotrypsin-2. The transcript has 7 exons. Gene Ontology annotation, molecular function: serine-type endopeptidase activity. Gene Ontology annotation, biological process: proteolysis. Bases 100 to 867 code for a protein of 255 amino acids. The record is from RefSeq and is a predicted model, not a curated record. Lineage: Eukaryota; Metazoa; Arthropoda; Insecta; Hymenoptera; Apidae.
UGAUAUUUCGAUUCAGUUGUACAUACGAUUAUAUUGCGCGUUUAAUCAAAUAAAAAAGUAUAAAAGUAUAAUUAGUGAAUAGUGCUGAUCGAAACAAGCAUGAUCAAAAAAUUUUUUAUUUUUUGUGCAUUAAUUGCAUUAAUUAAUGCAUUAUCUUGGAAUUAUAAUCCAAAAAUUAUAAAUGGGGAGGAUGCCAAAGAAGGAGAAAUUCCUUAUCAAGUAUCACUGCAGAACAAAUUUAGCUCUUUCCAUUUUUGCGGUGGAUCUAUUCUCAAUGAAAAUUAUGUGAUUACUGCAGCGCAUUGCGUCCAUGGUAAAUUUUCAGAAGAUAUCAAAGUUGUGGCAGGCACGAUCAAUCUGGCCAAUCCAAGAUACGAGAAUGAUGUCAAUGAAAUCAUUGUUCACGAAAAAUACAACGUUUCAGAUUCGUGGAAGAACGACAUAGCAUUACUCAAAGUUAAGACAUCAUUUACACUAUCGAAUACAAUUUCCUCCGUCCCUCUUCCAUCACCAAACGACAUCAUUAAGCCAAAUGAUUUGGCAACUGUUUCUGGCUGGGGCAGACUUAGACAAGGAGGACCAACAACUAUUUACUUACAACGAGUAAACAUCCUAAUUGCAAAUCAAGAAUAUUGUGAAUUAACGUAUAAAAAAAUAAAUUAUACUGUUUACGAAUCCCAAAUUUGUGCAUACUAUCCAACCAGUGAAAAAGGAUCGUGUAAUGGUGAUUCUGGUGGUCCCUUGACCGUCAAUGGAAAACUCGUUGGUCUCGUUUCAUGGGCAAUGGGCUGUGCCCUCAUUGAUUAUCCAACUGUCUAUACCCGUGUUGAAUCAUAUCUUGAUUGGAUAAAAGAAAAUGCUAUAUAAAUUUUACAACACACGAUUAUUAACUCUUUGCGCUCCAACAAGUGAUUCUUGGUCAUUUGGAUUGAUGCAACAAUUUUAACAAACUUUAACAAUAUUUAUUUAUCUUUGAUUUUUUAUUUAUAGAAUAUCGCUAGAAAUAUUAUUUUCAAAGUUAUUUUUGAGUUUUGUUAGUGCAUGGAACACGGUAAUGAAAUUAGUUCAAGCGAAGAUGAGUUUGAUUUUAUUGAAUGACGAAAUUAUUUCUAUUCAUAAAGAAAUUAACGAAUAGCAGAGAAAUAGAGACUUUAAUAUUCAAUAAAUUUUUUUCUUUAUAUAUAAAGAUAUAUGAAGUAUUAAAAUAUAAAAGUCAUAUGCGUUAAUUUGUAUGUGAAAUCAUAAAUUAGCUGUAAGAAAUUCCACAGAAUGCAUUGGUUCAACCGAAUGGAACAAGUUUGGAGUGCAAAGAGUUAAUAUCAUAUAUAUGGAUUAUGAGUUACUAAUAUGUUAUAAUAUAUUAUCUUAAAAUAAAUAAAUUAAUCUUAGUAUUGUGAAAAA